This is a messenger RNA of Salvia splendens (bonfire salvia), 639 nucleotides long. RefSeq lists its product as uncharacterized. The record is from RefSeq and is a predicted model, not a curated record. Lineage: Eukaryota; Viridiplantae; Streptophyta; Magnoliopsida; Lamiales; Lamiaceae. Bases 1 to 639 code for a protein of 212 amino acids. The transcript has a single exon.
AUGCCAAAUCGUUACUCCAGCAAUAGGGACCACCCAGUUGAGCGCUACCAAGACUACGAGUGGGAUGGGAAGCUUUUCCUUAUGUCCUAUGUUACCGGAUUUUAUGAUAAGUGGAUGAACGUCUAUGCGUAUGGGGGAGCCACCCAUCACGAGGGGAUCCAAAAGCUCAUCCACACUUUACCACCGCCUUGGGACGAGUGGACCGCUCAGGCAUCUCGGUUUUUCAUAUGGUAUAGCCCGCCUGACUACACCGCGUGGGGUGAUUUGGUUGGCCUUAUAGAGGUGCUACUUCCGGCUAUGACAACUGCUUUUGACGGACCGCCACGUGCUCCACCUCCACAUAUCUAUCCGCCUAUUCAAGCCCGCAUGCGAAGGAAUCGCUGCGACAUGGAGCCACAUGUCUCCCGUGUUCCUAAGAGAAUGAGACUCGGGAUGCGCGUUUCAUACCCUCUAAGAAUCGACAGAGAGGUCGAUGGGAUGCCCGGGAUAGUACCUCCACCCGUAGGUGUCGAGGAAGAAAGUGAGGAAGAGGAUCCAGAGGAGGAUCCUGAGGAGGAGGAACCCGAGGAGGAGGAGGACCCAAAUAGAGAGAGCGUUGGAGAGACCGGGGCGAAGGAGGAUAAGGAUGGAAAAGAUUAA